UCCCGGUGGGGAGCGUGUACCGUUCUUGUUCACGAUCAAGCAGCUCGUGGCAUCAGGUAGACCAGAGAGCUUUGGAGGAGAUUUCUUGGUGCCAUCUUAUAGAGGCUCGUCUUUCUUGGAUCCUAAAGGCCGUGGUGGCUCUACUGGAUACGACAAUGCGGUUGCAUUACCUGCUAGAGGAGACGACGAGGAGCUAUCUAAGGAGAACAACAAAGACACAACUGCUUCACUUGGUAAGAUCACAUUUAGUGUCACAAAGAGUAAUCCCAAGACCCGUGAAGUGAUCGGUGUUUUCGAGAGUAUUCAGCCUUCGGAUACCGAUUUGGGUGCCAAGAAUCCUAAGGAUGUCAAGAUUCAAGGAAUCUGUGAUGGAAGAUCGAAGAAGGUGACAAUGACGAGUAAGAGAGACGAUAACAAGGACUCCGUUCAUGGAGAUGGUUAGAACAGCUUCGUUUGGAACCAGCUCAAGUUUUGUUCUUCGUAUCGGGCAAACUCUCUUUUCUUCUGCUUCGCUUCUUUUUAUGUGCUUUAACGAUGACGAAGAUUUAUACGCUUACACUGCCUUCUGUUAUUUAGUUACAGUCAUGGGUUUAGUGACACCAUGGAGCGUGACAUUAGCCCUAAUGGACGCUUACUCCAUCAUCAUCCAAAGCCUUCCUAUGCAAGCAACAGUUAUAUCAGUCAUCGUCGCUGGAGAUUUUGUUCUGUCAUUUUUGUCGCUGGGAGGUGCAUGCUCGACGGCGAGCGUGGCCGUACUUUUGAUUGGAGCCGGAGAGAAGCAGUGUGAUCGGUAUAAGUUAUCGGCGACAAUGGCGUUUUUGUCUUCGUUUCUUUCUUUUGCUUCCACUUUCUUUAACUUUCGUCUUCUUCCUUCUCUAAUGUCUCACUAAUUAGAUUUCUUUUCACCAGUUUAAUCUUUAUAUUAUAUUCUCCUUUUGCAUUUGUAUAAUUUUCAUGUACGUACAUAAAAAUAUCUACACAAAAAUUAUUGUG
Molecule: messenger RNA, 993 nt
Organism: Camelina sativa (false flax)
Lineage: Eukaryota; Viridiplantae; Streptophyta; Magnoliopsida; Brassicales; Brassicaceae
Product: CASP-like protein 5C1
Cellular component (GO): membrane
Source: RefSeq, a predicted model, not a curated record